AUGCAGGACCCACUGGAUCAGGAGCUCGAGCGCAUCGACAACAUGCCCAAAUUGGGCCUUCUGUGGGUGGAGUACAGUGCCUAUGCGCUGGGCGUUAAUAUUGCACCCAGGAAGCGGAGCUCCAAAUACUGUCGAGUAACUCGCUUUGUGGUCUUGAUUGUUAACCUGAGUAUCAUAUACAGUCUUAUUGCCUUCAUAAUGGAGAACUACAUGAUCUCUUUUGAGACCUACGUUGAGGCUGUUUUACUCACCUUUCAACUAAGUGUUGGCGUGGUUAAGAUGUUUCACUUUCAGAGUAAGGUUGAUUCUUGUUCCAAGCUAGUGUUUUCCACAGAGACAGGUCAGGUGCUAAAGUCCCUGGGGCUCUUUGAAUUGGAUUUGCCGAAGAAAAGGGAACUCCUGAGAGCAGUGAGCCUAAUUCUUCUGGACAAUUGGCUGAUCAUUGAUCGACAGGUCAUGUUCUUCUUCAAGAUAGUCUGCAUGCCUGUGCUGUACUACACAAUGCGACCCUACUUUCAGUACAUUUACGACUGCUAUAUUGUCAAGGAUACCUGCGAAAUGACCCUGACUUAUCCAGCCAUUGUUCCAUAUCUGCAACUGGGAAAGUUUGAAUUGCCAUCUUAUGUGAUUCGCUUCUUUCUGCUGCAAUCUGGUCCUCUGUGGUGCUUUUUUGCUGUGUUUGGUUUUAACAGCCUGUUUGUGGUCCUCACUAGAUAUGAGUCUGGUCUAAUCAAGGUCUUACGCUUUCUGGUUCAAAACUCUACCUCGGAUGUCCUGGUUCCCAGAGAUUUGAGAGUUAAAUACCUGCAGUGCUGCGUGAGGCUCUUUGCUCGCAUUUCAAACCAUCAUAAUCAAAUCGAAAACCUCUUCAAGUACAUUAUCCUGGUUCAGUGCUCUGUCAGCAGUAUUUUGAUCUGCAUGCUGCUUUACAAGAUUAGCACUGUCCUGGAAGUGGGCUGGGUGUGGAUGGGCAUGAUCAUGGUGUACUUUGUGACCAUAGCUUUGGAGAUCAGUCUGUACAAUGUGAGCGCACAGAAGGUGGAGACCCAGAGCGAACUACUGUUCUAUGAUUGGUACAACUGCAGCUGGUACAAUGAGUCCAAGGAGUUCAAGUUCAUGAUCAAAAUGAUGCUGCUUUUCUCGCGUCGAACUUUAGUUUUGAGUGUGGGUGGAUUCACCAGUCUCUCCCACAAGUUCCUCGUGCAGGUAUUUCGCUUGAGCGCCAACUUCUUUCUGCUGCUGCGAAACAUGAACAACAAAUGA
Messenger RNA from Drosophila biarmipes, 1263 nucleotides. RefSeq names its product odorant receptor 67b (gene Or67b). Bases 1 to 1263 code for a protein of 420 amino acids. Gene Ontology annotation, molecular function: odorant binding; olfactory receptor activity. NCBI's taxonomy places the organism in Eukaryota, Metazoa, Arthropoda, Insecta, Diptera, Drosophilidae. Gene Ontology annotation, cellular component: plasma membrane. The transcript has 10 exons. The record is from RefSeq and is a predicted model, not a curated record. Gene Ontology annotation, biological process: sensory perception of smell; detection of chemical stimulus involved in sensory perception of smell.